AUGGACAUCGUCAACAAAGUCCAGCAGUAUAUCGAAAAAUGGGAAUCUGGUGGAUUAGAAAAAUGCCGUCAAAUCCUUAUUGCUCCCCACUCCAAUCCUUCCGACCCAGACAGCAAUGACAUUCUCAUGAAUGCAUACCAUGCUCUUCUUGUGUCCACGCUUCUCAGCUGGUCUCCGCGGAAUACUCUCACUGUGGAUACAUUCGUAGAGUUUGUUCGUUCUGUGCUCGAUCACCUCCCAUCCUCUUCCCUCGCUCCGCAAACGUCCCAGAAUGUCGUUAUAUUUGGGGAACUGCUUGUCGACGUCGCCUGGACCAUCGAUGCUGAACUGGAGGAGCUUUUGUUUGACACAAAGGGAAUCGUGACAAAUGCUGAGCAAGCCGACUCAGAUUCAGUGUUGGACAAAGAUGUGCUGACGAGAGGUCUGCGCAUCAAGCAGAAUGCUGAGUCGGACAAGGAUAUUUUAGCGAGCUUGUUGAAACGUCUAUUGUCGAUCGGCAUCCUUGACGCCGGUGUAUGUAGGGAGAGAUUGGAUUCAGGGUUAAUGGUGGCCGCUGGGCUGAUUCCGGACAAGACAACGUUCGAUAGAAAAGAGAUACGCACGCGAACUAGUCUUUUGCAAAACAAGUUUAACUUGCUCCGCGAGCAGUCUGAGGGGUACAGCAAGCUUGUUACUGAGUUAACUAGUCGCUUGGGCCCAGCGCAUGCGUCCGCUACGGGCUAUCCUAUUGAGUGUCGUGCUGCUAUAGAGGCUCGAGCGCGACCGGCCUGGGAACGAAUUGUGGGGCUGAUUGGAUACUUCGAUCUCGACCCUAACCGCGCACUUGAUAUUGUCCUCGACGUCUUCUCUGCGCAUGUUGCAACUCAUUACGCGUUUUUCCUCGUAUUCCUCUCGUUCUCCCCUUGGUCUCUUCAUCCACAAAAGCUGGUUUGUGGUGACGAUGAAGAUGGCAUGACGGUUGAGGCUGACCUGAAUAGGUUUCGAGGCAAGACGCUAGACGAAGUUCUUUUGUUGGCAGAAAAUUCAUUAGGCAAAAGGGGACCGGAUGAGCAGCAGCCUCUUGCUGCGGGCUCCAAUUCCCGGGUGCUAGCACAAGUCCUUGGGUUUAAGUUUGCUCACUAUCAGCUUUCUGAAAUUACUGAACAUGUGCCUCGCAAUUUGUAUCUUAUGGCUGCGUUGCUUAUACGCCAAGGUUUCAUCUCUCUGGAAGAGUUAUACACCCACAUCUCUCCAACGGAUGAAGAUAUGGACGUGUUGCAUCAAGAAUAUCUGACCAAAGUUGAAGAACGAAUAUCAAACGCUAAAAUCAGUCAGCUUGCGAUGGCUGCUCCGCUGGAAUCGUCUGGAAGUACUAUCAAGCCUAAGCCCCCUACCACGGCUGAAGCUACAAAGACAAGCAAUUCCAGCGGCAUCCCGAAUCAGAAACUUGGCUUACUGAAUGCCUUGCUUUCUGUUGGAGCGUUGAGGCCUGCCAUCGCUAUCUUAUCCAAGUUUCCUUGGAUGAUUGAUGCAUUCCCCGAACUUGCUGACUUGAUGCUUCGCAUACUGAAACACUCUUUGGCAUCAUUGUACGAAUCAAGCACGAACACAAAAGAUCGAAAUACUAGCUUUACUCAACCUCGUGGUCGGUAUGGCACGUCUGGCAUGAUCCCGGCCCCAGAGCGGAGGCAGCACCUCACGUUGUGGGCACCUACCCCACCCAGUACCAGUGCGAUUGAUUUCGUUUUUUUCUUCCCAGACUGGGUGCAGCUAGUUCCAACUUGCUCGUCUCUGGACGACUUGGUAGAGGUGGUCGAGCCGUUAAUGCGUUUCAUCGGCUUGCAUGUUUCUCGCGAUCCUGCUUAUCUGACCAAGUUCCUGCGGCUUGGCCGAAUGCAUAUGGGGACUACGACCGCCACUGAUCCUGAAACGAAGAAACCGAUACCAGCGGAUAAUCUUGAUAGUCCAAUUCGCUCAUUCUGGUUUAAUAUAUUACGCCGAUACUUGCUUCCGGCUUUGCCACUGAUUCGUGGCAAUGCUGUUUGCACAGUGGAGGUGUGGAACAUCAUUCGGCAGUACGAUACUAUUCUUCGCUGGCGAUUGUAUGGCGAGUGGAAGUCAAGCACGUACCGUUCACAUCCAGAAUUACGGAUUCGACAAGUACAGUCAGACCGUGAAUCGAAGGGGAUCUUGCGUCGGCUGUCACACAACACCAUAGAAUCGCUUUCUGGAACCGUUGCGAAGUUGGCCCACUCGAACCCAUGCAUAUUUUUCACCAACGCGGUCAACCAGAUUAUGGCGUACGACAAUUUAGCCGGUGUGGUUAUUCAAGCUCUGAACUACGUGACAAUCAUGGGUUUUGAUGUAUUGGUAUUCAUCAUCUUGGAUGCAAUGGCGAACCCGAACAAGGAUCGAGUCAAGGAUGAUGGUGUCAAUACUUCCGACUGGCUGCAGAGCCUCGCAUCAUUUACUGGCAUGCUGUUCCGCCGCUACAGUGCUGAUUUGACUCCUCUCCUCAAGUACAUUGUUCAUCAACUUCAUAGUGGGCAGACGACGGAGAUCAUCGUAUUGCGAGAGUUGAUCUGGAAAAUGGCUGGAAUUGAGCCACUCCCCAGCUUGUCUGAUGCACAAAUCGGUGCAAUGGCUGGUGGUCCGACGCUCCGCAUUGAGGCAGUAGCGUCAAACACCCGAGGUGCACGUCUUGAUCCAGGUGAUGCUGUGUUGAAAGGUCCCCAGCGCCUCGGCAAAUCCUUGUUGGAAUCUUCGCUCGCAUUGCCUCUGCUCAUUCAGGUUGCGCAACAGCGACAAUCGUGCGUUUUCAAAGCCCCCAAUGCACAUCUUAAGUCGCUGGCUAGUCUAUAUGAUACGACGCAUGGAGUGCUUUUACAAUACCUCGAGCUUCUGACUACGCCCACCGUCAUCACAUCGCAGGAUUAUUCUGAAAAGAUUGUUCCGUCGCUGGUUGAGCUUAAUGACAAAUAUGGUAUCUGUGCUCCGAUCUGCAUGCAGAUCAUUCGACCCAUGUUGAAUGUUUCAUUACUAUCGGCCGCGUUGGCGAUGCAAGAAAGGGAGCGAUUGGCCAGCGAGGAGGCGGAGAAGCGUCUCAAAGCGGCACUCACUGCGAAGCGCGAACCUAAUACAAGCUCCCGGGUUGCGUCACCAAGCGUCGGAGAGUCUUCGAUAGGUAUCGACCCGACGUUGGACCCGAAACCGUCGGCGGCGGUGGAUAUUCAAAUGACGGAUGCCGAACCACUAGACAAUCAGGUUCUGACAACAACGUCAUCACAAGAGACUCCGUGGCUGUCGGAGUUGUAUAUCCUGUUUGAAGAUGUCAAGAAAAUCGCCCCCGGGAACGUCGCUGAGGUUAUAGGACCAGCGUUCUACCUUACCUUUUGGCAGUUGUCGACAUAUGAUCUUGCGCCUCCUAUAGCUAGAUAUGACGAAGAAUGCUCAGCGUUGCGGACACUGAGUCGCCAAGAAGAUGCGAAAUGGGUUGCUGCUGAUCGUUCCGCUGACAGGACUAAGCGGCAAACGGCUUAUACGCAUAGGGAUAAGCGCAAUCGCUACAACAUGUACGUGAACAUGCUAGGACAAGAAUUGAAAGAGCAAACCAUAGCGCGUGCAUUCACGAUCAAGCGACUUGCUCGCGAGAAGCAGCAUUGGUUUGCUCAUAACCCGAAGGCCGCUCCUUUGGCUUCGUCACUGGUCGAGCACUGCUUUCAACCGCGAUCUCUUCUGUCACCUAUGGAUGCAGAUUUCUGUGCUCAAUUCAUUAAAGUCAUUCAUAUGCAAGGCACCCCUGGUUUCUCCACUCUCAUGUGUUACGAUAAGAUCUUGGGAGAUCAUAUCAAGACUGUUGUUUUCUCGUGCAGUGAAUACGAAGCACGCAAUUACGGUCGUUUCUUGCUCGGUGUUUUGACGGAUCUUUCGAAGUGGUUCCAGGAUGAGCAGCUUUUCUCUCAGGAGAAUCGUAGUAAAACUGGCGGGAAAAUCGUCUAUCUUCCCGGACUUCAGAGACGGUGGUCGCAGAAACCUAUCAUCGCCGCGGAAGAUAUCAUUAUGUGGCAGGACUACAAGACCAUCGUGCGAAAAUGGCAUAGGAAAUUGUGCAAAUGUCUUCUGGACUGCAUAGAGACAGGAGAAUUCAUGCACGUCUACAAUGCUAUCAUUGUUUUGAAAGAGAUCCUCCCCGUUUUCCCUGUUGCUGCUGUAAACGAGUGGGCAGGAGGAAGCCUCAGCAUGGCAAUGGAGAGGUUCCUGGACAAAGAAACUCGUGGCGACCUCAAGAUUCUGGGAAGGGCGUACACGGCAAGCUUAAGAAAGCGAGAAUCGAUUUGGUUGGCCCCAAAGCCUCUCCCCAAGGCUGCCUCUACCACUGCCACUCCUAAACUCGCUAUGAAUGGUGCCGACAAGAGCCGAAAUAACACGCCGCCUGUUGUGUCCAAUCCUACCCCUGUGGACAAUCGGCCUAAAUCUACAGCACCUUCUGCCCCUAGAGUACAGCCGGCUGCGGAUGGUGCGAUUUUUACUUCAGGCGAUCGCCCAAGCACGAACCCGACCAAAAUAGCCCUGGAGAGCGUCCCGAGACCCGAGGUUGUGAAAAGGAUCAGACAUGAUGCAAAGAUUACAGAAGAACCGAAAGAUGAGGGAGAGGAUGUGAAGGAGUCCUCUAAAGCUAGUGGGAUGGAUGUUGACCAACCCACCCGACAUUUGGAUGGCGCCACGCCCACAGCUCCGCGUGCAUCUCGUAUGAAUUCGACGAAUGAAGAUGUGUUGAUGGGCGAAAACCAAGCUGCAACUGUCGACUCCCAAGCUGUGCCUUCUAACAAGGAUCUGGCUCGUGUUACCCAGGUGGCUCGACCAUCUACGCCCAUCCAGUCUCUGAACGGUCGAACAUUGGUUAGCAGAGAUGUCUCCAAUUCUCCACGUCCUGAUGACCAGAAAAACAUGCGCACGAGCGUAUCGCAAACAAUGCCUCCACCCUCUAUUCCAAGCCAAACUUUCUCCGCAGAAAUACUACGAGAGACUGCUAAGCAAAGUCGCGGUUCGUCAGAGAAGGUCGAAGAAAGACAAUUACCUAUAGAACCUCGCGGCCAAUCCACGGCACCUUCUCCCACUUCGCGUCGCCGAUCUCCUACGCCCCCCAGUCGCCCGGGUACUCGAAACCCAAGCUUGGAAAGUCGUGCUAGUGGAGGUCGGCGUUCUAAUCGGGGAGAUGGCGAGCGGCCUGACGACAAACGUCAAGAUCGGGACACUCGGCAAGAUGGCAGAGACGUUUCCCGCCGAGAGACUCCAUCCCAUCCGCGGGGUGAACGCAGCUCCCGGAGUACCCGUGACUCUGACCGGGACAAGGAGUCAGAGAGGGACAGAGACAGAGAACGGGGUCGUGACCGUCAUGGAGAGAGGGAGAGAAUGCGAGAGCGAGAUAGGGGAGACAGAGACAGAGAGAGGGACCGAGACAAAGAUCGUGAAGCGCAUAGAGAGCGCGAUCGGGAACGGGACAGGGAUCGUGAUAGGGAUCGUGACCGUGAUCGCGACAGGGACAGAGACCGACACCGGCGAGAUGAAAAGGAUCGAGAACGGGAGAGUAGGAAGGAGCGUGAUAGUGGAAGCCGCUCUGCUGCUCUUGCGGCGUCGAGUGGCCCGCUCAUCGACGAACGUGGUUUGCCCGCAAGACCGGAUGUACCCCGUCAUCGUGACACACAACAUGGGGACGAAACUUUGGGCAAGAGGAGAAGAACUGAAGACGAGUCUGAUCGGUCCUCCAAGCGAAUCUCCAGAAAGGAGAGUCAUCACGAUGAGAGGAGUCGUCGUUCGUCCGAGAAAGACGGUCGCGAGAGAACUCGGGAGUCAGAUCGACGAAGGAAAGACCGAGAUCAGGCGGAGAGUGAGAUUAGAAGCCUGUCUAUUGACACAAAGUUUGGUGACAAGCGUCCGCCUGAGGCUCCAGCAUCAGCGUCGAAAUUGCUGCCAUCCACAACACCAUCUGCCCCGCGCGCAAUGGCAACUGGGGAUAGUUCGAGACUGGUCAGAUCUGACUCAUCUGGACGCGAUCGCGAUUGGAAGACGCAGCAUCUGCCUUUGAGUGGAUCCGAGGGUGUAAUCAACAACGAUCCAGCCGCUCAAGAAUCUCUGCAUGGUUCAAGUGGUAGUCUCCGUGCUCGCAUAAGUGAUAAGGAGGCUCCCAAGUCGAUUCCGCAAGCACCUGCCAGUUAUCGUCUUGAUACCACAUAUGAUUCACCAAGUAGGGACGAGGAGCGUGACGGGGGUAGGAAGCGAACGCUCUCAGAGCGAGAGAAGGACGCGGGUGACGCAGUAUCCAAUCCGAACGAUCAAGCUUCCCAGCUUCCGAAACGCCCUCGAAUAAAUCGCAAUCGUUAUCCGACAGCGGCUCCUACUCAUGGACUUGCUAAGAAGCUCCUACCCAUAGACCCAAACGCAGACAAGACCCGUAUUAGUCGCAACAGCUGA
Messenger RNA from Fibroporia radiculosa, 6450 nucleotides. RefSeq lists its product as uncharacterized. Lineage: Eukaryota; Fungi; Basidiomycota; Agaricomycetes; Polyporales; Fibroporiaceae. The transcript has 22 exons. Gene Ontology annotation, cellular component: THO complex part of transcription export complex. Gene Ontology annotation, biological process: mRNA export from nucleus; mRNA processing. Bases 1 to 6450 code for a protein of 2149 amino acids. The record is from RefSeq and is a predicted model, not a curated record. Gene Ontology annotation, molecular function: mRNA binding.